UAUUAGUAGGGGAGGAGCUGAGAGUAAGGGCGUGGCAAGGCCUAAGAGCAGGGCCCAGGCAGAGAGUAAGGGGCCCCAAAGCCUGAUCAAAGGUGGAGCUAGGAAGAAGAGUGGGAAAAGGGGCAGGAACUGAGCGGUUUCCUAGAGAUCAGCCUCAGCUAGCCAACUUGCAAGUGGGUGUUAAUCCCCACGUUCUCCAGGUUCUAGCUACAUGGUGUCCCGGCCAGCCAUGUCCCCUGUCAGCCCUGUGUGGCCGAGAAAACCAAACCUUUGGGCAUUCUGGGUACUGCGGCUAGUGCUAUUGCUGUCAUUGAAGUCGUGGGCUGAAGAUGCUUUACAGCAUUGCACCUGGCUUCUUGUCCUGAACAAGUUCGAGAAGGUAGGCUUGCAUCUCUCCAAGGAUCGAUUUCAAGAUCAUGAGCCCAUCGAUACAGUGGCCAAGGUGUUCCAAAAGUUGACAGACUCGCCAAUCGAUCCGUCAGAGAACUAUUUGAGCUUUCCUUACUACCUGCAAAUCAACUUUUCCUGUCCGGGACAGAAUAUCGAGGAGCUGGCCCGAAAGGGCCACCUGAUGGGGAUGAAGCCCAUGGUCCAGAUCAACUACAUGUACUCAGUCAAUUUCUACCGUUGGGAGAUGGAAAAUGUACAGAUUCUGAUGGAGGCUGCUCCAAUGCGCAGCACAGGGUACUGCCCGGCAGAGGCCAUGUGCGUCCUGAACUGGUACACACCCAUGCCCUUUAAAAACGGCUCCGUGGUCUCCUCAGUGGACAUCUAUACCAAUGGUAUAGGGCCCUUCGUAUCCAAGAAAAGGUUCUAUGUGAAUAUGAAUGGCUUCUUGAAGAGAGAUGCAAGUGGUAAAUCCUUAUUCGCCAUAGGAUAUGAGAGCCUUGUUCUGAAGUCGAGUCACUUUAGGCUUUCGAAAUCAAGACCCCUGUGGUACACUGUGAACCAUGCCCCCGUGUUCAUCCUUGGGGGCUUUUAUGAUGAAAAGUCCAUCCUGUUCUCAGAUUCUAAUUUCCAGGACUAUGUUCUCUUGGAGCUGAGUAUUGACAGUUGCUGGGUCGGCUCCUUCUACUGUCCCAUUCUUGGCUUCUCAGCCACCAUCCAUGACGCCAUUGCCACCGAGAGCACGCUCUUCAUUCGACAGAACCAGCUUGUCUACUAUUUCACAGGCACCUACAUCACACUCUUCGACAAAAGCCAUGGCAGCAGCAGAUGGGUUCGUGUCCUGCCUAGCGAGUGCAUUAAGAGACUGUGCCCGGUGUAUGCCAGUGGCAAUGGUUCUGAGUACGUCCUAGCCCUCACCACUGGCAAGAAUGAGGGUUAUAUUCACAUCGGGACCAUCACAGAUGGCCUCGUGUCCUUCGAGAUGGUGCCAGAUGGCUGGUCAGUAUGUGAAAAAUUACCAGGUAAAAACUGCAGCAUCGACUGGGCUACAUACAUCGCUGAUGAGAGGAACCUGCUGUUGUUAGUGAAAAUUGACUCUGGGCAAUUUUACCUAGUCAACUUUAAUACAGAGUUCAAGACUCUGAAUAUCCUCUACAAAAUACCAGAGUUUAUACCGGAAGCUAAGGAACUAGACUUCUUGGUGCUCCUUGAUACAGUGACAUACACCAACACUCCUAUGACACCCAAGGGCUUGUUCUUCAACACAUUGAACAACAUGUUGUACAUCUGGGGCAACUUCAUCCUGCAAAGCUACAAUAGGGAAGAAUUCAUUUUUCUGGCAGACUUUCCCAAGGAGUCCACCAUCAAAUACAUGGUCAACUCUUUCAAAGGACAAAUGGCUGUUGUCACAGAAAAUGAAGAGAUCUGGUACUUUCUGGAGGGUGGCUAUGAUGUAUACCAGGUGGUCCCUUCCCAAGGCUGGGAAACCUACCAUAACCUGCAGAAGAUGCAAAAGUCUUCCUUCCAUUCAGAAGAUGAGUCCUUGGUCUCCCUCUUCUUUGAGGAUGGGAAGCUUUUCCAGCUGGUCUAUCUUUUUGACGUUGGAAAAGAACGUUUGGUCAAGAGGCUCCUGCCUGUGGGAACACUGAUGGAGUACAACCUGCCCAAACCCUUCACAGUGGUGAACCAAGGGAACUACCAGGCGAUCUCCUUCACCCACACGUGCCCUUUCAAGGAGAUUCAUUUAAUUGAUGUGCCCAAAAAACAUCAUGCAUCACGCACAGAGAGCUAUGUUGCUCUGCCACCUCUGGUCUCUGAAUCCUUGGGCUUCCACAACAAUAACACACUCGCUGUCUAUCAAGGCCUCGUCUAUUACCUGCUGUGGCUGCACUCCAAGUAUGAUAAGCCCUAUGCAGACCCAGUGCACGAUCCCACCUGGCGCUGGUGGCAACACAAAACAAAGGACAAGGAUUACUUCUUUUACCUGUUCAGCAACCGGCUGGCGGCAGAAGGCAUAUACAUCAACAUGAACGCCUACCAAAAGCUCUACAACAUGUCGGGUGACUAUGGAAUACCCGAUCUUUUCUUCCUAGACAAGGGCAACUGGUUUACCAUCACUGUGGUCUUAUUGUCACAUCAGGACACCUUCACAAGCUCUGAUAGCCAAGGACCCACUAUUAAUGUGGAUAAGAAGCUGGCAAUUGCUGUGACAAUAGCGGAUCCUGAGUGCCUUUCAGUAACUGUGACUCAGGAUGUCCUUCUUAAUCGCAACGCAGUGAUCAACAAGAUUAAAGUCAUAGAUAAAAAGAGAUGCUCUGAACAGGGCAUGAUUGGACGUAACAUCAAGAAGACUUCUAUGAUGCUCAAGGUCUUGGGCGCUCCUGGGAAUUGCAUCCAGCGCACGUACCUUGGGGGAAUUAUUCAAGGUUUCAAAGUGGUACCAAUAUUCAUCGGCUGUCCGCCUGGCAAGCGCUUGGCCUUUGAUGUCUCCUACACGAUUAUGCAUUCCGAGGAGAUAAACAAGCACUAUUUCGACUGUGUGAUUAAAGACGCCGAGAUGCCAUGCUUCCUCUUUCGCGACUUAUUCCAGCCCUUCUUCUUAGUCCAAGACUUGGUGACUGGCGACUCUGGCAGUUUCUUGGGCAGUUAUGUGCUGAAGGUGGUGGGUGGUGGUCGCACACUGAACACCAUCAGAGACUACACGGAGGAAGAAAUCUUCCGUUACAACAGCCCGCUGGACACAACGAAUAGCCUCAUCUGGAAAACAAAGGUCGAAAGGACCACCGAGGACAAAAAGUUCUACAUAAUGUCCCAUGAGAGCCCUGGAGUCGAGUGGCUGUGCUUGGAGAACUCCCCUUGUUAUGACAUCAUCCCCCAAAGCAUCUACCCACCUGAGUUCUUCUUCAAGUUGUUAGUGAGCAAUAGAGGUGUAGACAAUAGCACAUACUGUGACUACAAGCUCACCUUUAUAGUGCACAUCCAUGGGCUACCGCUCAGCAGCAAGCGGACCUCCUUCAUUGUUAUGGUGUCUACCAGCUUCUUUAUAGCCCUGGUUGUCUUCUACAUCCUGUUCUGCCUCGUGUGGCCUCACAUAGUGAAGGCCUGGGUCUCAUUACGCUGGAGGAUUAACAACAUCAUGGCGUCAGAGUCCUAUUAUACAUAUGCCUCCUCUACUGCGGGCUUCAGCCUCCAGUCUCACAGUUUUGAGGGUCCCUCCAGAGCUGGUUCGAAAGAGGACAAUGUUCAAGCUAAGACAGCAUAGGUGGCCUGAGUCCCUGGUCUGUACUCUUCCUCAUGAACCCUUAGGCCUCUCCUCAUGGGAAUGCAGCCUGCCACCUCCCCAGGACUUUCUGGUUUGCUAGAAUGUUCAUGUCUCAUUCAGACCCUAAUAAAGCCUCCUUUCAGAAUCAGUCCCGAGUCCUCAGAAAGGCUCACGUCCGCUUGGUUUGUACCAGCACAGCUGUAGUUAACUGUCAGAAUGUCAGAAUCUUUUAUUUUCAAGAUGGCACAGCAGAUAAAGGAGCUCUCAAGCCUGACAACCUGGGUUUGAUCCCCAGGCCUCAUGAGAUCUAAAGAGAGAGCCGACUCUGUGAAGCUGUCCUCUGACCUCAACACUGGCCUUGAGGAACUAAUUGAAGGUUGACCCUGACAUGCUGGAAAAUAAACCUUUUGCUUUUGCAUCAA
This is a messenger RNA of Mus musculus (house mouse), 4071 nucleotides long. It is a transcript of the gene Catsperg2, whose product is annotated as cation channel sperm associated auxiliary subunit gamma 2. Bases 212 to 3649 code for a protein of 1145 amino acids. The record is from RefSeq and is a predicted model, not a curated record. Lineage: Eukaryota; Metazoa; Chordata; Mammalia; Rodentia; Muridae. The transcript has 28 exons. Gene Ontology annotation, cellular component: sperm principal piece; CatSper complex.